AUGGCAGAAGAAGCAGAGAAGUAUAAGAGAAAGCAGGAAAUGCAAGCAGAAGCCCAUGCAACUGGAGACCAAGGCUGCUUGAUGGUGGAGUUUGGUGACUUCCAGGGACGGUCCAUGAAGGAUGUUUAUGAGGACCAGAGCAAGCAGUCCCAAGCCCUCAUCAGGUACCUGGUAAAGGCAAAUCCCAACCCCAACACCAACAUGGCCAUUUUCAAGACGUAUGUCUUGAAAAGACAGGCUUCUGCUGUGGGCACCUGUGUAUGCCAGCCUGCACCUCAAGUUGCAACCUCCAGUGCCUCUGCACCUCCACCUGCAACCUCCAGUUCCUCUGUACAUCCACGUGCAACCUCCAGUGCCUCUCCACCUCCACCUGCAACCCCCAGUGCUUCUGUACCUCCACCUGCAACCUCCAGUGCCUCUGUACGUCCACGUGCAACCUCCAGUGUCUCUGCACCUUCACCCGCAGCCAUCAAAACUGGUGUUCACCAGAGCGCCACUGUGAAAGCACUGUUGACGCGUGGCAAACAUUUGUCUCCUUCACACCUGGCGAGAAAACUCAUGUCACCAGUGAAACACUAUCCAUUGCUGCAGUCCACUUUACCUCCUCCAGCAGCAGAACCCCCAGUCACACAUUUGACCCGAAGGCAGCUUUUCACUACUGGCACUUCCGUUUCCACUGCUGAAGAUGAUGAUGAUGAGGAACUGGUAUUUGCUGCAUCACAAUGUGAAGCACAGCUAAAUACAGAGACCUGUUCUGGUCCGUCUCCAUCAGCGGAAACAGCAAAAGCACCAGGUCUUCCACAUCAUCCACCACCAGCUGAGCUUCCAGUUCACUGGAAAGAUCAUCUUCCACCUUUCCAGCAUGAGUGGAUACGGAACACACUAUUUAAGGCCAACCCGCGAACCGGCAAGCCAGAACUAGUGUCCCAACUGAAGCUUUGGUGGUACCCUCCUCAGGUCCCUUUAAUUCACACUCAGCUGCCCGCCUCACCUGACCUCUUCUUCUGUCGGCCCCUUUUCUUAUGGAUGCCGCUCAAGAUGUGGCGAUUUCCUCUUGUCUGUGUUCGACCAGACUGUGAUAAGCACAAACUAACAGCCGCAGGACUUUACCGUACCGUGCGCAAAGUCUUGGACAUCGACGGUUGGUAUGAUCUUGCCACUGAGUAUCUGGAGUGCAAACGCUGCAAAAAAAAUAUACCCCGCCUGGUCCGAGGACAUUUUGGGGCAACUGGAUAUGGGCCACCGCAAUACUCAUGUGACAACCGGGUGCUGAGGAUGAUGAGGGAGAGGACACAGGGCAACAGCGUGACACAGAUGUACAAGAAGCUCAUGGAACAACACAGUGAGGCAUGGACACAGCGUGUCCUUCAGUACCUGACUGCCUGUGAACCAUUUACAAGGUCCUUCCUUGUGCAGCCACCUGUGUUUGCCGAGCCUCCCUCUUUACCUGCCCUACCUAAACCUAAGUGGCUGUUAGCCGUGUACGCCAGGGAUGUUCUGGGGCGACUGCACGAGGUCAAAGCCAAAAUUACAUCUGUCUUGGGCUGUGUUCUAAAGAUGGACUCCACAAAGAAGGUCACAAAGAAACUUGCCGGUGCUGCUGCAGGAACAGCUGCCUGGUGCACAAAUGUAGGAAACGAACACGGCCAAGUCCUUGUCUCUGUGCUGACAGCCGCAGAGGGACAUGGACUGCACCCUAUGGCAGCUGGCCUAAUGAAACGCUACCGGGAGGCAGGAGAGGCAGCCCCGAAAGUGAUGUACGUGGACAGAGAUUGCUGCAGUCUUCAUGGCAAGUCUCAGGUGAAGGUCAUGUUUUCGGAGUGGGAUGAGCUUGAAGUGCGCCUUGACAUCUGGCAUUUCAUGCGGCGAUUUGCUGCAGGUGUCACGACAGAGGCUCAUCCGCUCUACGGGACCUUCAUGGCACGUCUGUCCAUGUGCAUCUUUCAGUGGGAUUCAGAUGAUGUGGCUGCUCUUCACCGUGCAAAGGAGGGUGAGCUGGCAGCAAAGAAGGCCGGCCACAUCUCAGGAAAGGCGCUGAGUUCCCGCAUUACCCGGAGAGAGUUGGCACUGCACUGCCGGAGGAGGACCAGGGGUGUGGAGGAGACCACCAGAUUAAUUGGAUCUCUGGUUGAUCUGUUUGACAGUGCGAGUGGUAAAGACACUCUGGGAGUUCCUCUGCUGGACCAUGAACGGAUCCAGCAGAUAUGGAAAGAACAGCGGAAGCACGUACAGUGUAUCCAAGACCCAGAGAACUUUCCCCUCUUCAUGAAGACAGGGACACUGAAGAAAGGCAGUGUGGAGCUGUGCUGCUACAGAUGUGCCCGUUGCUCUACCUCUUUGGAAUCAUUCCACCUCCACCUAAACCGUUUUAUUCCAGGAACCAGUGCCAGUGAUGCACAUUUUCAGGCUUAUCUUCUUGAGGGCUUGAUGCGCUGGAAUGAUGACAGGAUGGAAGAUGCCAUAAAAGGAGCGUCCUCCAUCCGGACAUAUGGCAGUGCCAUGAAAGAGGCUGUGGACAAGCUUUCCCGAACUGUCUUCGGAAAGCCCUGGGAUGAGCGCUAUCGCCCUCCUGGAGCAUAUACAGGUGAAUUGCUGGGAAUGGAGUACCUUUACAGCCAGACUGGCAAAACACUUACUCCAGUGCUCCAGAACCCAGAGGAGGAAGACAGGCUGGUGGAGGAAGUUGAUGAUCAGGACCUGCAAGAUGAGGGGUUUGAGGAAGAGAUCAUGGAGGACAUCACAGUUCCAGUGCUGUAUGAGGAUGACCUUUGCCGUGAUCUUGAAAACAGCCCCUCAUCUUUGCCUCUGCAUCAGUCCCCAGCAUCGAUGGCUGAUGUGUCACUGGCUGAGCCGUCCACAUCAUCAUCUCCUGGUGGAGAACAACAGCAUCUUGCCCCUGCCCUUUCAGUACUGUCACAGUCAUCUGACACUGGAAGCAGUAUUUCCGACGAGGCUCAGGGAGCAGUCAUUGGACCCGAUGGCAUCGCUGGGUGGGACAAGGUCCAGGAUUUGGCUGGUUACCUGGUUGGUCUUCGUGAGGCUCCUUACCUUACUGACCAGCAGGUGACAGAGGCCAUCCAGCUUUGGACAGCUCUCCUAGAUUUCGAUAAGCAGCGGGUCAACUAUCAGCCUCGACAUCAGCCUCAGCUGACACAUGGGCGCUAUAAGGCACCGAAGCGGUCUGGAGUCACACCAGGUGUGGAGAGUGUGAAACGUCGACAAACCAAGAAAGAUGGAGUUUGCACCCCCAGGUGGUCUAAAGUUCUUUCAGAUUACCACCACAUCCGAGAGUUGGUGCUUAACAAUCCCACUCUGAUGGAUGAAACAACGAUCCAGCUGUUUGAGAUAAACCAUAGGACACUGACUCAGUGGUUUCGUAAGUGGAAGAAUAGACAGGAAAUGGGCGUCCUCGGUCAGGGUCUGACUCCAUCUAACCCAAUUGCUGUGGCUGAUACGCACCUGCCUCCACCGAGGGAAAAAUUGAAUGAAGUGCCAUCGACAUCAGGCCCAAAACAUCAAUUUUUCCUUCCACCAAAUCGUGAAGGACAGGCUCCUCUUCUGCGACCAGGUCGAAAGCCAGCUGCUGCCACCAGGGAGUUUCCCAUUGCAUCCGCCCCCACAGCAUCAGGAGUUGUGCAGCCCAUCGCACCUGCCCCCACAGCAUCAGGAGUUAUGCAGCACAUUUUGGCCCCCAUCGCACCCGCCCCCACAGCAUCAGGAGUUGUGCAGCCCAUUUUAGCCCCCAUCGCACCUGCUCCCACAGCAUCAGGAGUUAUGCAGCACAUUUUAGCACCGGGGUUGUCGUUUGGCACGGUAGUCUUUAAUCCAGACAUGACUGUGUCAGUUGUGAUUCCACCUUCUGGUGCUUCGACAUCCAGUGCAGUCCCAGCUCCGCCUGCUCCGGCGUCUGCUGCUCCUGUGUCCCGUUACACGCAAAGGAACAGGCGCCGACGGGCUAUGGAGAAUGAAAGUGGUGUCCAGAAGAGGAAGUAUGUGCGAGGGGUUACUUUUAACACGUGCAGCAAAUGUGGGCAGCCCAAAACGAAAGAGUUUGGCCAUAGCCGAUAUGGUAAUGCCACAUUUUGCUUGCGUGCCUCAAAUGGCAAAUCUUUAGAGGAAUGGUUGGCAGAGCAGCGCCAGCAAGAAACAUGUCAAACUCCACCACCUCAAUAA
Messenger RNA from Misgurnus anguillicaudatus (oriental weatherfish), 4173 nucleotides. Lineage: Eukaryota; Metazoa; Chordata; Actinopteri; Cypriniformes; Cobitidae. The record is from RefSeq and is a predicted model, not a curated record.